This is a messenger RNA of Umbelopsis ramanniana AG, 267 nucleotides long. RefSeq lists its product as uncharacterized. Gene Ontology annotation, molecular function: protein binding. Gene Ontology annotation, cellular component: nucleus; cytoplasm. Lineage: Eukaryota; Fungi; Mucoromycota; Umbelopsidomycetes; Umbelopsidales; Umbelopsidaceae. The annotation marks the transcript as partial. The record is from RefSeq and is a predicted model, not a curated record. The transcript has a single exon.
CUGCUGCUCCAACAUCGAGCUAUUGUUGAUUUUAAGGAUCUCCAUUCAAACACUGCGCUUCACAAGGCUGCAAAAAAAGGACAUAAGGAAGUAGUAGAGCUGCUGUUAAGCCAUGGAGCGACGGUUGACUUGCAAGAUAAACUUUUAAACACUUCACUUCAUUUGGCUGCAACCAACGGACAUAACGAAAUAGUAGAGCUGCUGGUCAAGCGUGGCGCGGCUGUUGACUUGAAAAAUAAAGGAUUGGAUACUGCACUUCACUUGGCU